GGCACGGUCCGGCACGGCACGGCCACGGCCGGCGGGCCCGGGCGCCCGCUCCCCGCUGCGGGUGCGCUUGGAUGGGGGACACCGACACGUCCCCGGGGCCGCCAGCAGGUCCCCAGGACCACCGUGCCGGGGAGAGGAGGCGUUUCCCGUUCUCCCAGCGAUGUUUUGGCUCAGGGGCGGCAGAGGAGGCAGCCGGGGAGGAGCAGCACCUUUGGGUGCUGUCCCCAGCACCUCCCCUGUCCAAUCCCGGUGGGAAGCGGCUCAGCACUCCCAGCGCGGCUUCUCAGGGCAGGCAGCGCCACCUCGGCGGUGUCCCAAAGGCAGGAGGGGCUGUCCCGUGCUCCCAUCCCUCAGGGACAAUCAGGGACAGUGCGCGGCAUCUUCCCCCCGUGCGCUCCCUUGAGCCCCGGCACAGCCAGCGGACCCGGCGCCGGCACCGCCACCCGAUGCCGAGGAAAGCUGGGCAAAGUCCGGGCCCGAUCAGAUUUAGGGAAAAUCCGAGCUGUGCCGGGCUCUGCGGGGCUCCAGGCCGGGGUGGGGGUCUCGGCGAGACCCUUCAGUGCUGGCAGCGCCGUGGCUCUGGCGGGGGGUGACGGGGGCGUGCCGGCUCUGGGCUCCGUCCGGCGUUCCCGGUCUCUGCUCCGGUUCUCCGCGCUGGGAUGCGGCAGCCGGCGGGUCCCGGCAGCAGCGCGGGCACCCCGGGACAGCUCGGUGACACCGCGCAUUCGGCGUGGGGCUGCUGCGCUCCAGCCGGGCCCUGGGAAGCAGGCGGGAGAGGCGAGGAGAAGGGGGAGCGGCGCAGCCUUCAGCCGUCCCCCCGCUGGCAGUCCGGACAGACGGACGGGAUGGAGCGAGGCGGCAAGGACGGGGUUCAGGGGACGUGGCGGAGCGCCCUGUUUUCCAGCAUCCCCUGGGCGCAGCGCCGCCGGGAUUGGAGGUGUCCGGGGGUCCGGGCCGAGGUUCUGGCGGUGCCGGUGCCGGUGCCAGGGGAUCCGUCCGGGCACGGGCAGGGCGCGGCGCCGCCUGGCACGGCGCUGGAGCAGCUCGCGCCUCCAGCUGGCGCGGGGCCGACAGGAGCCAGAUUUAGUUUCCUGUGACUGAGAGGUUGUAAAUUGAACUAAUUUAGGAUUCGAUAGGAAAACGAAAGGAGGUCGGCGGCAGCGCGGAGGGGGAGGGGGCGGCAGCGUCCGGGCAGUGCCUUUUGCCCCGGCCGUGGGGCUCCGUCCAUGCUAGCUCUCCACUCCUCUCCACUCCCUUCCCUCCUCUCUCUCUCUCUCUCUCUCUCCCACCUUUCGCUCUUUCUUCACCUCAUUUUUUUUUUGUUAUUUUUUGGAGCUGUCUCUCCCUCCCCGCUCCUUCUCUAUCCCCGCUGCUGGCCCUGCACGAUGGCACAGCUUCGCCCGCGCUCCCGGCCGGCAGCGCCGGGAGGGGGACAGGGUCGGGGGCCGCUGCUCGAGGCCACUCCUCGGUGCCAGGCGGUGGUCCCGGGAGGACUUUUCCUCCCCCGAUCUCGUGGCCACGAGCUUCCCAGGCUGCCGUGGGCAAUCCGGCGCGGCUGCAUGGGCCGCGCCACGCAUGUGCUGCAUGGCCAGCGCCGCUUCCUCGGGGCAUCCCGCUGCUCUCUCCGCUCCGCCGCCCACACGAAGCCCGUCCGCCCCGGGCAGGGCUGCUCCGCUCUCCGCGUCCCUCCAGAGCUGCGUCCGUAUCCCCCAAUCCCAUGAUCUCCCACCCCGGUCGGAGCCUGGCUUGGCCCUGGGGACGCCUCGCUGGAAUGUCACCACCACGGGGGUUCGGCCCCCGCCGCGGCGCUGCGGGAUUCCCCCGUUCCCGCAGCGUCCAGCACGGAGGGGACGGCACGCCGAGCCCCCGAGGCGCCGCUGCCGGGCGCUGGGCUGGACUGGGAGGGACUGGGACGCUGGGAUGGGCUGGCUGGCAGCACGUGAGCGGGCGCCACGGGAUUUGCCUCCACGCAGCAGCCUAAUUAUCCCGCAGAGCAGGUCGGCCGGCGUGCUGGGAAGGCGCUGGCGGAGCGGCGGCCGCGGGAGCGGUUUCGAGGACUCCACCCUGUCCACAGCCACUACCCUUGAGUAUAUCCCCACCUCAGCAGGCGAUCCCAAAUUCCAGAGGCCCCGCACGCUCGUGCGCCAGCAAAGUCUGCAGCAGCCCCUGAGCCAGCACCAGCGCGCCAACCACAGCCAGCCCACCACCAGCCAGAGCCUGGGCCACCUCCAGGCCCACAGCGGCUCCUCCGCCGCCGCCGCCAACUCCCGGGGCUCCCGCGGCGGCCCAGCGCGCCAGGGCACCGCCGCCGGCUCCAAGCAACGGAUGGCCGGGGGCAGGAGCCGCUCCAACCCCGGCAGCUGGGACCACGUGGUGGGGCAAAUCCGCAACCGCGGCUUGGACAUGAAGUCCUUCCUGGAAGGCCGGAUGGUGGUGCUAUCCCUGGUUUUGGGACUCUCAGAGCAAGAUGACUUUGCCAAUAUUCCCGACCUGCAACCCGCUGGGACGCAGCCGAACCAGGCGAACGCUCAGGGGGACAAGAGGUUGCCGGCCGGUGGGAAGGCUGGGAAUGCGGCACCGGCACCGGGGCAGCCGCCACACGAUGAGUCCGACCGCAAGACGGAGCCGCACUCCUCCGUCUCCGACCUGGUCAACUCCCUGACCAGCGAGAUGCUCAUGCUAUCCCCGGGCUCCGAGGAUGACGAGGGCCACGAAGGCGUCAGCCGGGAGAACCUGGGCCGCAUCCAGUUCAGCGUCGGCUACAACUUCCAGGAGUCCACCCUGACCGUGAAGAUCAUGAAGGCGCAGGAGCUGCCGGCCAAGGACUUCAGCGGCACCAGCGACCCCUUCGUCAAGAUCUACCUGCUCCCCGACAAGAAGCACAAGCUGGAGACCAAGGUCAAGAGGAAGAACCUCAACCCGCACUGGAACGAGACCUUCCUCUUCGAAGGGUUCCCCUAUGAGAAGGUGGUGCAGCGGGUGCUGUACCUCCAGGUCCUGGACUACGACCGCUUCAGCCGCAACGAUCCCAUUGGAGAGGUGUCCAUCCCGCUCAACAAGGUGGACCUGACCCAGAUGCAGACCUUCUGGAAGGACCUGAAGCCCUGCAGCGAUGGCAGCGGAAGCCGUGGGGAGCUGCUGCUGUCGCUGUGCUACAAUCCCUCAGCCAAUUCCAUCGUGGUGAACAUCAUCAAGGCGCGGAACCUCAAAGCCAUGGACAUCGGGGGCACCUCAGACCCCUACGUGAAGGUGUGGCUGAUGUACAAGGACAAGCGGGUGGAGAAGAAGAAGACGGUGGUGAUGAAGAGGUGCCUGAACCCCGUCUUCAACGAGUCCUUCGCCUUCGACAUCCCCACGGAGCGGCUGCGCGAGACCACCAUCGUCAUCACCGUCAUGGACAAGGACAGGCUGAGCCGCAAUGACGUCAUUGGCAAGAUUUACCUGUCCUGGAAGAGCGGUCCCGGCGAGGUGAAGCACUGGAAGGACAUGAUCGCCCGCCCGCGGCAGGCGGUGGCACAGUGGCACCAGCUGAAGGCCUGAGCGCCCCCGGACCGCGGGCUCGGGGUCCCCCUUCCCAGCUCCCAGCCCCUUCCCGCGGCGUUCCCGGCCAGGGACCGGCGGGACAGCGGCCUGGCUCGCGGGAACCCUGCGGGAGGACGGGGACGGAGCCCCCCCGAGCCCCCGGGCGGGUUCGCCUCUCCCCG
This is a messenger RNA of Motacilla alba alba, 3704 nucleotides long. It is a transcript of the gene SYT7, whose product is annotated as synaptotagmin 7. Gene Ontology annotation, cellular component: synapse; membrane; synaptic vesicle. The coding region runs from base 1576 to 3540 and encodes 654 amino acids. Gene Ontology annotation, biological process: cellular response to calcium ion; vesicle fusion; regulation of calcium ion-dependent exocytosis. Lineage: Eukaryota; Metazoa; Chordata; Aves; Passeriformes; Motacillidae. The transcript has 9 exons. The record is from RefSeq and is a predicted model, not a curated record. Gene Ontology annotation, molecular function: calcium-dependent phospholipid binding; clathrin binding; SNARE binding.